Molecule: messenger RNA, 907 nt
Organism: Cajanus cajan (pigeon pea)
Lineage: Eukaryota; Viridiplantae; Streptophyta; Magnoliopsida; Fabales; Fabaceae
Biological process (GO): electron transport chain
Cellular component (GO): plastid
Molecular function (GO): electron transfer activity; 2 iron, 2 sulfur cluster binding
Source: RefSeq, a predicted model, not a curated record
UCUCUCUCUCUCUCUCUCUCUCUCUCUCUCUCUCUCUCUCUCUCUCUCUCGAACAACAUCGUUUUCUCCGCUUUCAACACCCACCAUCUUCUCUUCUCUAUAGUUGAAUAUUCACUAGUAAAGGGGUCUUAGCAUUAUGACACAAUGGGAUGGGAAGAACUAAGCAAAAGGAAGUAUCAAGGCUAAUCAUGGCAACCUUGUCAACUGUGAAUCUCUCUCCCCAUUGCAUGUUUCAAACUCCAAGCAAAAAUCAAUCCACUAUUUCCACCACAGUGAAAUGCCCUUCUUCUCUGGGUUCUGUGAGGAGCGUUUCCAGAUCUUUUGGCCUGAAGUCAUCCUCUUCAUUCAGAGUCACUGCCAUGGCGUCUUACAAGGUUAAGCUGAUCGGCCCGGAUGGAAAAGAGAACGAGUUUGAAGCUGCUGACGACACUUACAUCUUGGAUGCAGCAGAGAAUGCUGGAAUUGAACUUCCUUACUCUUGCCGUGCUGGAGCAUGCUCCACUUGUGCUGGGAAGAUUGUUGCUGGUGCAGUGGAUCAGUCUGAUGGCUCAUUCCUUGAUGACAACCAACUGAAGGAAGGAUUUCUGCUUACCUGUGUCUCAUAUCCAACUGCAGACUGUGUUAUUGAAACUCACAAGGAAGGAGAUCUCUACUGAGUGACCAAUGCUGGCCUUGAAGUUGGGAAGUGGGAAUUUGAGGUAGACUUUGCAACUAGGUUGCUUGUUCUGCUUUAGAAUCAAUUUUUCUUUUGGGGUUAUUCCUUAUUAGUGAUUUGGGGUAAUGAUUUUUGUUUGUGCAAGCAAGCACUGUGAUCUUAAGUCGAUAAGCACCUUCGGUUGGUUUUGAAAUGUGAUAGUUUUUACGUGUCUUUACUCAUUGAGUAUAUUAAAAAACAUGUUUGGUUACA